This is a messenger RNA of Lolium rigidum, 2148 nucleotides long. RefSeq names its product trans-cinnamate:CoA ligase, peroxisomal-like. The record is from RefSeq and is a predicted model, not a curated record. The transcript is spliced from 3 exons. Lineage: Eukaryota; Viridiplantae; Streptophyta; Magnoliopsida; Poales; Poaceae. Bases 1 to 2148 code for a protein of 715 amino acids.
AUGGACAUGUUGCCAAAGCGCGAUGGUAACCACGUUCCUCUGAGCCCCAUCACCUUCCUCCCGAGGGCCGCCUCCUCCUACGCCGACCGCACCUCCCUCAUCUACGGCAGCACCACCUUCACCUGGAAGCAGACGUACCAACGCUGCUGCCGCGUCGCCGCCGCACUCCAGGAGAUGGGCGUCUGCAAGAACGACGUCGUGUCGGUUCUUUCACCCAACUCGCCGGCGAUGUACGAGCUGCACUUCGCGGUGCCCAUGGCCGGCGCGGUUUUCAACGCCAUCAACUCGCGCCUGGACGCGGCCGGCGUGGCUACCAUCAUCAACCAUGCCCAGCCCAAGGUGCUGCUCGUGGAUUACGAGUACACCGGCCUCGUGACCGAGGCGAUCAAAGCCCUGAGCGCCGACGCGCCGAAGCCAACGCUCGUGGUGAUGGACGACCAUAACAAGCCCACAGGCGCCCGCAUGGCCGGCGCUGACAUCGAGUACGAGCAGCUGGUGGCGAGAGGAGACCCGGCGAGGUACCCUCCCCGAGUCCUCGAGGACGAGUGGGACGCUGUCACACUUAACUACACCUCCGGCACGACGGCGGCGCCCAAGGGCGUCGUGUACAGCCACCGCGGCUCCUACCUCAGCACGAUGGCCAACAUGAUCCAGUGGGGGCUGAGCAACGAGGCCGUCUACCUCUGGUCUCUCCCCAUGUUCCACUGCAACGGCUGGGCCUGCACGUGGGGCGUUGCGGCAUGCGGCGGCGUCAACGUCUGCAUCCGCUCCCCCACCGCCGUGAACAUAUACACCUCCAUAGCCACCCACGGCGUCACCCACAUGUGCGUCGCACCGGUGCUGUUCAACGUCCUCAUAGAGGGCCGCCGUGAGCCGCUGCCCCGCCCCGUGCAGGUGCUCACGGGCGGCGCGCCACCGGCGGCUUCGGUCCUCGACAGCAUCGAGAAGCUCGGGUUCAAAAUCACGCACUCGUACGGCAUGACGGAGGCGACGGGGCCUGCUACGUAUUGCGAGUGGCGGCAGCGGUGGGACGCGCUGCCGGCGCCAGAGCGGGCGGCGCUGAAGGCGCGGCAGGGCGUGAGCGCGCUCUCCCUCGCCGCGGUCGACGUGAAGGAUCUCAACACCAUGAAGAGCGUGCCCCGUGACGGCGCCACCCUCGGCGAGAUCGUGAUACGCGGGAGCGGCGUCAUGAAGGGGUACUACAGGAACCCGGAGGCCACGGAGGCGGCGUUCCGCGGCGGCUGGUUCCUCACCGGCGACGUCGGGGUGGUGCACCCGGACGGGUACGUGGAGAUCAAGGACCGCUCCAAGGACGUGAUCAUCUCCGGCGGCGAGAACAUCAGCAGCGUCGAGGUGGAGUCCGUGCUCUACGGCCACCCGGCCGUGCUCGAGGCCGCCGUCGUGGCCAUGCCGCACCCGCACUGGGGCGAGACGCCAUGCGCCUUCAUGUCGCUCAAGGAAGGCGCCCCCAAGGUGAAGGAGGAGGAGGUCGUCUCCUUCUGCCGCAGCAAGAUGGCGCGCUUCAUGGUGCCCAAGAAGGUGGUGUUCGUCGAUCACCUGCCCAGGAACUCCACGGGGAAGGUGCAGAAGCUCCUGCUCCGUGAGAGGGCGCGCGCCCUCGUGGCAGCUGCUGCCAACAACAAGGAACAACACCUGAUCAUCGCUGGGAACCCGAAGGCCACGGAGGCCGCCUUCCGCGGCGGCUGGUUCCUCAUCGGCGACGUCGGGGUGGUGCACCCGGACGGGUACGUGGAGAUCAAGGACCGUUCCAAGGACGUGAUCAUCUCCGGCGGCGAGAACAUCAGCAGCGUGGAGGUGGAGUCCGUGCUCUACGGCCACCCGGCGGUGCUCGAGGCGGCGGUCGUGGCCAUGCCGCACCCGCACUGGGGCGAGACGCCGUGCGCCUUCAUGUCGCUCAAGGAAGGCGCCCCCGAGGUCAAGGAGGAGGAGGUCGUGUCCUUCUGCCGGAGCAAGAUGGCGCGCUUCAUGGUGCCCAAGAAGGUGGUGUUCGUCGACCACCUGCCCAGGAACUCCACCGGAAAGGUGCAGAAGCUCCUGCUCCGUGAGAGGGCGCGUGCCCUCGUGGCAGCUGCUGCCAACAACAACAAGGAACAACACCUGGUCAUCGCUGGGUCUAGCAGGCUUUGA